CAUGAUGCCAGUAUAUCCUAAUCUAAUACCUCGACUAGUAGAUAGAACUCCAAGUUUACAAGACCAAAUUGUAAAAAUUAGAAACAAGUUACUUAGAACCCGACCUUAUAUGAAGAAAACACAGUUAGCCUAUACCUACUAUCUAG
Racocetra persica is the source of this 146-nucleotide messenger RNA. The record is from the annotation of a GenBank genome assembly. NCBI's taxonomy places the organism in Eukaryota, Fungi, Glomeromycota, Glomeromycetes, Diversisporales, Gigasporaceae.